GUCGGUGUUAAUUAAAAUUUUUUUGCUAGGACGAUGACAUCCUGGGCCGUGAGCGAUUGUUUUGGUUGUUGGACCCUCUCCGAAUUGGGACUUGGAGGGUUUAAAAGUUUAACUGGUGGGCCCAGUGUUUUAGUAUUGUUCUCGCCGUUUCAUUUGUCCAGUGAAUUUGGUCUUCCUCAGCCACCUGAAAUUCGUGUUGAGGAAUAGGAGGAAUAUAGUCUGUGUUCUUCACUAUGUAUUCGUUUACCAGUUGCAGGUUGUUUUUUUUGUUCUGUUGGGAGUUCUUCCGAAAAAUUAAUUAGGUGAAUUUUAAUUUCUGCGUAGGGAAAUUUUUCUUUUCCUAUUUUGAUUAGUUUUUGUAUUGCUUUUAUUGUUUUUUUUUUUACCAGAUGUUACCUCUACAAAUAAUUCCAAAUGCUAAAACUAGUUUUUCGACUAUGAAAUGUUCAGGGGAUUUUGUCUUUUCCAGUAAUUGUUGUGUGUGUUGAAAAUGGCUUCCCGGGAAGCUCUCAAUUUGAAGGGUUUCAUAGGGGUGAUCUGGAAUACGGUUGUGGUUCAAAUCCCCUGAAAUGACCAAUUUUGUGUUUAUUAUUAAGUUCCAUUCUUGGAUUUUCCUGAAACAAUUUGACUGUGUGUUCACUAUGAACGAUUGUGAUUGUGUGUAUAAGGAAGAUGUGUCUGGUUAGGGUUAGGGUACUACGAGGGUGCUACUUAUCGGGGGAUUCCAAUCAUACCCAUCAGAUUGGUGUAAAGUCUUGUAAUGACACUCGAUUGUGCUACACCGGCUGGCUCUCGGAACUCCGAGUUUUUAUUGUAUGGGAGGAAUUACCUGACAACCUGAGUCUGUAUUCACCCAAUUGUGUUGUUCAUCUCUAGUGCUUCUCCCGUGCCCACCGCCUAGCUGCAUGCCCCGGCCACGCCGGCAAACUACUCUAGCUGCGCACGCCUGCCCCCCUUCUUGCUCGCUCCUUGUCCCAACAGUCCACCACCUCUCCCUGAAUACCCUGAGCCAACCCGCAACAAAACAUUCUCAACCUGCUCUCUUCUCUUCUCUACAUUCUGAUUUGGUGUCCAAUUGAGGCUGAUACGAUUAGUGUCGUGACAAACUUGAUGAGAAGACUCUGCUACUUUCAUGCUAACUUCAUGUUAGCCCAUCGUACGAAGGAAGGAUAGAUAGCUCAUUGUUGAAUUAUUGCUUCCAUUGAAAGUUCUUCAUUACAUUUACAUUGAAUCUCCAAAUUUUUUUCUUUGACACUCUGGCCGCCAAUUGAUUUGCUUCAGCGCAUGUGUGCAUGGCGUGGACUCCCUAGGCCCACAGGACAAAUCUGUGAUUGACAGAUGGCUACCGGUGGAGGCUGGAGGGCGGGGCUUGUCGUUUUGUUCCAAUGCUGUCUGCUUUCUUUUCUUUUGCCCUCCCUCGCGUGCCCGUUUCCCUCAUCCACACUGCGCACGACCGCUCCGACUUUGCCGUGUGGAAGGAAGGAGGAAACAAGCAAGCAAUAAAGCAGGGAAGGAAGCAAGGAAGGAGGUCUUGAAGUUGGUGGAGGAGACUCGAGUGUGGUGGGGGGCUUUGGAGGGAUAAAACAAGCGCGCCCACACUGCAGAGACGUGCAGGAGGAAGAAGGUGGAACCACGGGAUUUCGCAAUUGUCUGGCUUUUUUUGGUCGCGUUUUAUCGAUCUGGGCCGAGCCAGGACCCCACCCGGAUCAAGGCAGGGGAGCGCGUCCGGGAUCUGCAGGAUCGUGACGAUGGCCGAUAUGUGAUGGGAUUUACCCGUUUGGAUGUUUGAUUGACGGGACAGCGGGGUCGGUCGCCCCACCUUUCGUUCCCCACCCAGACUGACCAUCCACGACAAAGGACCAACCCCCCGCACAGCCCCCGUCCUCUGAAAAUGCUUCUCCAGCUCAGCGUCUCACCUGCCAUCUGUCAGUGGAUUUACAGCUUCCUGACAGGCAGGACACAGCAGGACCUGACUAUCAAGCUCCUCAAGUUUGCAGAUGACAUCACGGUAAUCGACCUCAACACAGACGGUGACGAGUCUGUAUAAUCGAAAGGAAGUGGAGUGAAUGGAGUCGUGGUGCAGUUGACAAACCUGGAGCUGAAGACGUUCAAGAAUGGAAAGAUAAUUGUGGACUCCAGGAGCCAUCCUUUACCACAACUGCCCCGUACGCUGUCCAACUGCCUGUUAAGCCGUCGAGAACUUCAAGUUUCUGGGAAUUCCAGUCUCUCAGGACCUGAAUUGGGAGACCAACAUCAAGUCCAUCCUCAAAAAGGCUCUGUAGAAGUUAUACUUCAUGCGACUUUCAAGGAAGCAUAGCCUGUCACUGGAGCUUCUGACAGUUGUACACAGCAGUCAUUUUAUGAGUCUCACGUUCUUCCAUCACAGUCUGGUUUGGUGCUGCUACAAAAAAGGACAAACUUCAAAGAUUAAAAGGUUGUCGGUAGCCCCCUACAUACCCUAAGGACUUGUGUGCUACCAGAAAUAAAACAAGGGUAUGCAAAAUCCUCUACGCAUUCCACACACUGGUCACCAGCUCUUCCAGCUCCUUUCCUCAGGCCGCUGUCGGACACCCGGACAAGCCGAUGACGGCCCGGCGCUGCCUUUAGCUGCGCCUCCGACGCCGCCUCCACCUGAAGACCGCCCCCCUCCCUCGCCGCUCAGGUUGUGUUUUUGUGUACGACCGCGUGUCAGCAGGAGUUUGACCAUGGGGGGCCCGUCGCCGCCCCCGCUGUCCCUGGUCCUACUGGCGGCGUGCUGGCUGGUCCGGCCGGGCGCAUCGUCCUCGUUGUCGUCCAUGUUGUGUCCCAAGCGCUGCACGUGUCAGAACCUCCUGCCGUCCUACACGGUCCUGUGCGCCAAGACGGGCCUGCUCUUCGUGCCGCCCAACAUCGACAGACAGACGGCCGAGCUACGCCUGAUGGACAACUUCAUCACCACGCUGAGGCAGCGAGACUUCGCCAACAUGUCCAGCCUGAUCCACCUGACGCUGAGCCGUAACACCAUCAGCCAGAUCCGCCCGUUGGCCUUCGCCGACCUCCAGGAUCUCCACGCACUCCACCUGGAUGCCAACCGUCUGACCACGCUGGAUGAUGCCCACUUCCAGGGCCUGGUCAACCUGCGCCACCUCAUCCUCGCCAACAACCAGCUCCACCACAUCUCUCAGGGAGCCUUCCAGGACUUCCUGGAGACGCUGGAGGACUUGGACCUGAGCUACAACAACUUGGUGGACGUCCCAUGGGAGACUAUCUCUAUGCUGGUGAGCGUCAACACGCUCAGUCUGGACCACAACCUCAUCGAGAGUGUUCCCGAGGGUAUCUUCUCUAACCUGCACAAGCUGGCCAGGCUGGAUAUGACAUCCAACAAACUGAAGAAGAUCCCGCCUGACCCACUGUUCCUGCGGAUCCCCGUCUAUGCCAAGAUGAAGGGCUCGCCGCUGACGGCCUUGGUUCUGAGCUUCGGCGGGAAUCCGCUGCACUGCAACUGCGAGCUAGUUUGGUUACGGCGGUUGACCCGGGAGGACGACCUGGAGACCUGUGCGUCCCCGAGAGAUCUCACCGGGAAGUACUUUUGGACCAUCAGAGAGGAGGAGUUUGUGUGCGAGCCUCCAAUGAUCACUCGCCACACAUCCAAGAUGUUCGUGAUGGAGGGCCAGGAGGUGAGCCUGCGCUGCAAGUCCAUGGGAGACCCGGAACCGUCCACCCACUGGGUCAGUCCCGACGGGAAACUGAUGGGCAACACGUCGCGCGUCGUCUGCUACGAAAACGGAUCGCUCGACAUCCUCAAGGCUUCCGUCAAGGAUUCCGGAAAGUUCACGUGCAUCGCGUCCAAUGCGGCCGGUGAGGCCACGGCGCCGGUGGAGCUGGUGGUCAACCCCUCACCGCAUUUCGAUCCCAAGCCAGAGGCGGACCCCGGGCCCUCAGAUCUCCCCACGUCCAUCAAGUCCAACACAAGUGGCGGUCAGGCACGAGUCACCCAGCCACGGGUCAGCGUGUCAGAGGUCACAGCCAGUGGCGCUCUCAUCACAUGGCCCGCACAGAACCACAUUCCCGGCGUGCGCACGUACCAGAUCCAGUACAACAGCUCUGCGGAUGACGUUCUCAUCUACAGGAUGAUCCCAGCCAAUCACAAGCACUUCCUACUAAGCGACCUGGCCUCCUCCCGCGAUUACGACUUGUGCGUCCUUGCCGUCUACGACGACGGCAUCACCGCCUUGACCGGAACCAAGAUGGUGGGAUGUGUCGCCUUUGCCACGGAACCGGAAUACGGUGGAUGUCACUCCAUACGAGACCAGUUUUUGGGCGGCACCAUGAUCCUGAUCCUGGGCGGCAUCAUCGUGGCAUCCGUUUUGGUGUUUAUCUUCAUCCUGCUGAUGAAAUAUAAACUGCACAGCAACCAGGACCACAAACACAACAACGCCAACGCCCGACACGCCCACGUCUGCUCGCAGACCAAUGGGGGUGGAGGAGGCGGAGCCAACACCCUGCCACCUGGGGGACAAGGUGGUCACAAAGGUCGUCGACUGUCGCCUGUCGCGGAUUUGAAGUCCGCCCGCGACGGCGGUGACGACGACGCCUCGCACUAACAAACCCAAUGAACUAUCGAUCAAAGCCAAUAUUCCAAAUCCCCACCCCCAUUUUUCUUUUGCCCAUCGCCCAGCCGGGUGGGGCAGUGACGGACGACGCCCAGCACUGGUGCCUUCCUGGUCACAAAGUCUACGUGACAAUUCCUCGGUCUCCCCAAAUCCAGCAACAAGGGGGGUUUACACCAGAUGAUCUGGCGCCAACGAGGAUUUCUCUAGACUUUCUCGAUGCCCCGACGCCGCUCGGCUCCA
Messenger RNA from Syngnathoides biaculeatus (alligator pipefish), 4832 nucleotides. RefSeq lists its product as uncharacterized. Gene Ontology annotation, molecular function: protein binding. Bases 2496 to 4583 code for a protein of 695 amino acids. The transcript is spliced from 14 exons. The record is from RefSeq and is a predicted model, not a curated record. Lineage: Eukaryota; Metazoa; Chordata; Actinopteri; Syngnathiformes; Syngnathidae.